UCCGGCCUGCAACCGGGGGCCACUUCCCCUUCUCACAUAGGAUUACUGGUUGAGGCUCUUUCAGAUCUCGCAAGCCGUAUAUACUCGUAACGGCUUUCCUUCUAGGCGUCCGGUGUUGUUCUGCUCCUGUACCCUAUUCUGUGCUUCAUCGCCGCCUGCACCGACAAUGCAGCCUUCCGACGUUGAAGACUCCAUCAAGAAUCGGAUGGGCCGCCGACUCAACUUCCGCUCCAGAUCGAUCCAUCGGAUACCCUUCCACCAAGUGCCUGACCGUUUCAAAGAUGGCGACGAUGCCCAAGACGAUUACACAGCGCCGCCCAAGGGUAUUGGCGGCCGCGAAUACAUGCAUCAGUCGAUCUUCUCCAUGAUAGCUGCGGCCGGAUCCAAGACAGAUUUCCAUGGCAGAUUCGACGACCCAAGUGAUAGUGACGGGGAGGGUGAAGGGAUUAUAGAAGAGGAUUCGUCUCGGGGGGCUUCCUCCCAGGCAUCGACGAGAGGAAACAAGGGCCGCGAGGCAAAGUCGCCUACGAAGCGUGAGACGGAGAAUACCCCAGCCAACAAGGACUCAGCGAAAAAGGAUCUGCCGGAGGAAAGGGGUCGCGGACAUAGGAGGAAGCUCUCAGAUCAUAGGCUGUUGCGCUCAGUACCGAAGCUACAGUCGAAGCAUACAAAGGGCAAGGAGUCCGUUAGCCGGAAUGGGUUGGGUGCAGGCGAAGAAUUACUCCCAACAUCACCCCAGAGACGACCACGGAGUCUGACACCGCGCGCUGCUCCAGUGCUUAGUCGAAUGAUUGAAGCUGAGGCUCGUUUUGGUGAUCCGCCAAGCUCCAGAAAAGAGACCAAAAAGGCCCCUGAGGAGAAGAGUCCCACGAGGCAGCGCGCGGAGUCUGCGCCGUCCACAUUGCUGUCUACACGUCUUAUGGAGAUCUUUGGGUUCGAAAAGCCCGAGAAGGUUAUUGGAGAGUACGCUUGCUGGCUGCUUCAGAGUGUCAUGUUGCAAGGCUACAUGUACAUCACGGAAGGGCAUGUCUGCUUCUACGCCUAUCUUCCGAAGAAGUCUAAUACAACGGUCAAGUCGGGUUAUCUCUCCAAGCGCGGCCGCCAGAAUCCAAAGUAUAACCGGUAUUGGUGCUCUCUGAAGGGAGAUGUUCUAUCAUACUACGCCGACCCGUCCAAUCUAUAUUUCCCCAGCGGCCAUGUCGAUCUCCGCUACGGUAUCUCUGCCGCCCUUGUCGAACAGAAAGACAAAGGCAAGGAUGUGAAAGACUUUACUGUAACGACUGACCAGCGCACAUACUAUUUCAGAGCAGAUAGUGCCCCAAGCGCUAAAGAAUGGGUGAGGACGCUACAGAAAGUCAUUUUCAGAUCGCACAAUGAAGGGGACAGCGUCAAAAUCUCAUUACCCAUCGAGAAUGUGAUAGACAUAGAGGAAAAUCCGAUGAUUGAAUUCGCCGAAACCAUCAAAGUCAGGGUGGUGGAGAGCGGCGAGACCUAUGCGAUUGAUGAGUACUUCUUUUCGUUCUUCAACUUCGGCAAGGAUGCGUUCAAUGUCUUGAGGAAUCAAGUCAAGAAUAGUCCGACACAAAGUAGUUCGCAAGAACUCCCCGGUGCUAUCAGCGGUGAUGGAUCUGCGAAGCAAAACCAAGAACGAACACUUGAUGCUCACUUUCACAGUCCUCGCUCUGGUCGGUCCAGUCCCCGUUUCAAUGAAUCCGUUCAAUCGACUCUUCUAUCCCGUUCACCUGAUGCGGGCAAGGGUCGUAUUCGGAGCAAGUCGACUGAGAGCGCGGGCCCGCUAAGCCCUCCUCGUGCCUAUCUAGAUCGAUCUCCCCCCGAUAAUAAAGCCUCUUCCGAUUCCUUCGUCCAUUCCAUUGAGCAGGGAACCGAGUCCUCUGCUGUCCUUCAGUCGAUUACGGGCACUGCGGAAUCAGCAAGCCAGAUUUUGAAUCGAAGCGAUGUUUUUCAAUCUCCGACCAUUAAUCGGUUGCGAGUGCCGUCUGACGCAGACGCGACUGGUCGUCGACAGUCUAACGAUACAGCUCGCUCGGCGUCCGCCCGGGCCAAGGGCCGCGCCGACACAGUUGUCAAUAAGGGGGACCACGAGGCUCAGGAAGCGCUCAGCGAUUCGGAGAAUGAAGUGAAUAGUCGGAGCAAGUAUUCUACAUCCGCACCGACCUUACAGGAGCUUGUCAAAGCUGGUACUUAUCCCCUGCAACGAGCCGCCGGGUUGGCAGGCUAUCUCAAGAAUAGGUCAAAGCGAAUGAGCACUCUCCUAGCCACGGAAUCCAUGGGCUACAUAGAGAAAGUAUCCGGGAUGUGGGCAGGUGGUCGCAAACACUAUGGCGAAGGAGAAGGCGUACUCCCUGACGACCAACUCGUUGAUCCUGAAGAUGAGGAACGUGGUUGCGGACAUGGAGAUCGCUUCCGAGCUCACUUUGCUCUGCCACCGACGGAGAAGCUUCAGGCCACCUAUUUUGGUUUUCUUCAUCGACUCCUGCCUCUCUACGGAAAGAUCUAUAUCAGCAACAGAAAGUUCUGUUUCCGCAGUCUGCUACCGGGGACGAGGACGAAGAUGAUCCUACCGCUCAGGGAUAUCGAGAAUGUGGAGAAGGAGAAAGGUUUCAGGUUCGGUUAUCAUGGACUUGUCAUCAUUAUUCGUGGUCAUGAAGAGCUUUUCUUUGAGUUCAAUGCUUCUGAUGUGCGGGAUGACUGUGCCGUCACUUUGCACCAGAGCUUGGAGUCCAUCAAAUUCUUGGCCGAAUCUGGCAUUCUUGCACAGGAAGACAGAGCGGAGGCGGAGGCGGCUAAAGCGGAACAUCAAAUGCUGCAAGAAGCCAGGCUGGGUACUGCCGGUGAUACUGGCGAAAACUCGCGGGCUCUAUCUCCACCAGAAUCGCCUGAAAUCCAUCCGAUCUUCGAUGACCCGCGAGCGUCGAUUAUCAAUUUCAAACCUACAGAGCCGCUGAGGAUUACCUGCUUGACAAUUGGUUCUCGAGGCGACGUCCAGCCAUACAUUGCACUAUGUAAGGGUCUGCUCGCGGAAGGACAUAGACCUAAGAUCGCUACCCAUGCGGAGUUCGGACCAUGGGUGAGAAAGCAUGGCAUUGACUUUGCCCCCAUCGAGGGAGAUCCUGCAGAGCUGAUGCGUAUUUGUGUCGAGAAUGGGAUGUUUACUUAUUCCUUUCUGAAGGAAGCAUCGCUUAAGUUCCGUGGCUGGAUUGACGAUCUUCUAUCGUCGGCGUGGGCCAGUUGCCAGGACAGUGAUCUCCUCAUCGAAUCUCCCAGCGCAAUGGCUGGAAUCCAUAUUGCGGAAGCCCUUCGGAUCCCCUACUUCCGCGCUUUCACAAUGCCUUGGUCGCGAACCCGUGCGUAUCCUCAUGCCUUCGCGGUGCCUGAGCACAAAAUGGGUGGUGCUUACAACUAUAUCACCUAUGUCAUGUUCGACAACGUCUUCUGGAAGGCCAUCGCAGGCCAAGUCAACCGCUGGAGGAAGAAUGAACUCGGUCUCCGGGGAACAAACUUGGAUAAGAUGCAGCCAAAUAAGGUCCCAUUCCUCUACAAUUUUUCUCCUUCUGUCGUUCCGCCGCCUCUCGACUUCCCAGACUGGAUCCGCAUUACCGGCUACUGGUUUUUGAACGAAGGCGACGAUUGGCAAGCUCCACGCGAACUCACCGACUUUAUCCAGCGUGCCCGUGCGGAUGGCAAGAAGCUCGUCUACAUCGGCUUUGGGUCUAUCGUGGUAUCUGAUCCGGCUGCCCUUACAAGGACAGUCGUGGAAUCGGUUCAGAAGGCCGAUGUCCGCUGCAUUUUGUCAAAGGGAUGGUCUGACCGUCUAGGCGAUCCGGCGAGCACAAAGUCAGAGAUCCCUCUGCCACCAGAGAUCCACCAGAUCCAGUCCGCUCCGCAUGACUGGCUAUUUUCUCAGAUGGACGCUGUCGCGCAUCAUGGGGGAGCAGGAACCACAGGCGCCAGCUUGAGGGCUGGCGUACCCACGAUAGUCAAGCCCUUUUUCGGUGACCAAUUUUUCUUCGGCACACGGAUUGAAGACCUUGGCGUGGGUAUCUGUAUGAAGAGGCUGAAUGUAAGCGUGUUCUCGAGAGCUUUGUGGGAGGCGACGCAUAGCGAGCGAAUGAUUGUGAAGGCGAGAAUGCUGGGCGAGCAGAUCCGCAGCGAGGACGGAGUAGGUACUGCCAUCCAGGCUAUUUACCGCGAUCUGGAAUAUGCCAAGACACUUGCUCGCCAGCGUUCUAUUGCAUCUGCGACCCCCUUCUCUCCAGUUGCCAAGAAGGAGGAGAUUACUGAGCCGACCAUUGAUGACGACGACGUGGCUGAUAGCGAGGAGUGGACGUUCGUCGGUGACGAUACCGAUAUUGAUAUUUCUAAGAGAAUGCGAGAUCGAGAAGAGACAGAUCCUGAUUUGCCCCCACCCGCUCUUUGCUCGCAUGGGAGUUCGAGUCCCGCCCGGACUGUGCAAUCUGAUGCCAGUAUUAGCCGGAGGAGACACGAUAUGAGAGCGGAAGCUUGAUUGUGCGACUUCCACUCAUCUGAUCUAUUAUUAAUGCUUUGUAUGAUGUUGAUGACCACCCCCUUCUCAUUAUAUGGUCUGCCGAGAUUCAAGCUCUUUUACGUGAUUCUUUGAUGUGUUUCUAAUUCCGGUGCCACAUGUCCCACCAUAAUCAUCUUCCUUUUCCUUUCCACAUGUGGUUGGGCG
This is a messenger RNA of Paecilomyces variotii, 4711 nucleotides long. RefSeq names its product UDP-glucose:sterol glycosyltransferase. Gene Ontology annotation, biological process: carbohydrate metabolic process. The record is from RefSeq and is a predicted model, not a curated record. Bases 167 to 4525 code for a protein of 1452 amino acids. Lineage: Eukaryota; Fungi; Ascomycota; Eurotiomycetes; Eurotiales; Thermoascaceae. The transcript is spliced from 3 exons. Gene Ontology annotation, molecular function: hexosyltransferase activity; UDP-glycosyltransferase activity.